AUGCCUGAGCAAGUACAGCAGAGGGGAAAUUCGGAGCAGGGUUCUACCUUCCGGACCAUCGCCCAGGCCGUGGGUUUUUUCUUCAUAGCCCAAGCCCUCGUUGGAAAAUUAUUGGGUGGAAAUCAGCAGGAUGCCGCUCCUGGAUCUGGCUUGUCGCCUGGUGCAAUCCCAGCGUUUACGAACCGUCCAGCGCCCGGCGAAGUCUCGGAUUACAGUCCCAUCCCCAAUGUCAUCGCUCCGAUGUGGCCUAGUGACAGUGCCCUAGACAUGAAGAUUUACGUUUCCCCGUCGAUUGUCAUUCCUACUCAUAGUGUGCUUCCGAGUGCAUCGCUUGUUCUUGACGAGAGGAACUUUACCGUUGGAAACUACAGUGACUCCCGGGAAAUCGAUACCAUGAUCAAUAUCCCCAAGGAAGCACAGCAAAACGGAACACUCUGGGCCCAUUUCUACGUCGGACUUACUGGUACACAAUUGGACCCUGCGGCCAAGGAUUACAACACCGAUAAGGCCUUUCAUUUUUUCCGUCCGCUCAAUCAGUACCUUCCGAAGAAAAAGGUCAAAAAGCUUAAGAACCUGCUCUCAAGCUCUGAGGAACCUGAGGAAGAAGAGGAGGACAACACUCCGAAUGUGCAGAUGGUGUCGUACUAUCAUCCAAAUUUCACGGUCUCCGUUAUCCCCGAUGCUGGAAACCAGAACUACCGCUCAGUUCACCCUGCCGUUCGACAGUAUAUUCAACUGGAGUCGACUGGUGCUAGAGAUGCCAGCGGUCAGAAUGGGUGGUACUAUCCCAUGGUCUUCUUGAACACUUUCUGGCAGCUCAGAAGUCAUAUGACGGAACUCAACUCUACUGUUGAUACCAUGCCGCUGCGCAUCACGCUGAACAAUCUGCAAAACUGGAAGUUUUCCAUGAUCACCAGCUUUGAUGAAGGUUCGAAGCAGAAUGUUCGUCAGGCGGCAUACGGUGGCCAGACCCCGGGUGGUGGCGAUGGCAGUGAGUUUGAGAUGGUUAAGGAGGUCCUGUUGAAUACGAAUAUCUGGUUGUUGGGUACGACUGGUGUCGUUACUAUUCUCCACAUGGUGUUCGAGACACUGGCGUUCAAGAACGACAUUUCUCAUUGGCGCAAGAAGAAGGAUGUAAUUGGAACAUCAGUUCGCACCAUUCUUGCCAACGUUUUCAUGCAAGCGGUUAUCUUCCUGUACCUCCUGGAUAACAGUGAGAACACUUCCUGGAUGAUCCUUGCCAGCCAAGGUUUCGGAAUCCUCUUGGAAGCGUGGAAGAUCACCAAGUCUGUCGAUGUCCGCUUGCGCCCACCACCAGCCGGAUCUUUCUUUUCUUUCCUCCCUUAUGUGAUUGUGUUUGAAGAUAAGCACAAGCUCACUGAGACCGAGAAGAAGACUCAGGAAUAUGAUGAGAUCGCCUUCCGCUGGCUGUACAUCCUUGCUGUCCCGCUUCUGGGUGGGUAUGCUGUGUAUAGUUUGAUCUACGAUACGCAUAAGUCGUGGUAUUCCUACAUCAUCGAGACUCUUGUUGGAAGUGUUUACGCUUAUGGCUUCUUGAUGAUGGUUCCCAGUCUGUACAUCAACUACCGUCUCAAGUCCGUUGCCCACAUGCCUGGAAAGGCGUUGACUUACAAGUUCCUCAACACUUUUAUCGACGAUCUCUUCGCGUUCACAGUCAAGAUGCCCUGGCUCCAUAGACUUUCCACAUUCCGUGACGAUAUCAUCUUCUUCAUCUGGCUUUACCAAGGCUGGAAGUACAAGGUUGACUACAAGCGUGUCAACGAAUUCGGGCAGGGAGGCGACAGCGACGAAGAAGAAGAGGUAAUGGAAGAAGAGGAGAAGGCCCCCGCUGCACCGGAGCAAACCAAGGCUUCUGGCUCUGGUAAGGAUGAUUCCAAGUCUGCGCGGAAGCGCAAGUGA
Aspergillus ruber CBS 135680 is the source of this 1920-nucleotide messenger RNA. Its product is annotated as CLPTM1 family protein. The transcript is spliced from 4 exons. Bases 1 to 1920 code for a protein of 639 amino acids. Lineage: Eukaryota; Fungi; Ascomycota; Eurotiomycetes; Eurotiales; Aspergillaceae. The record is from RefSeq and is a predicted model, not a curated record. Gene Ontology annotation, cellular component: endomembrane system; membrane.